AUGUACGCCCUGCUGCAGCGCUCAUCCAUGAUGCACGGUCUGUUCCUGGCCGGUCCCGAGUUCUACACAGCCACGCCGGGCUACAGGGUCCGGCUGGGCCUGUCCUUCGGCCGCGUCAACCCGGCCAACGGAAUGCCCUACCUUGGCGUCUGGUUCACCAUCCUCAGGGGAAGGUACGACGACGCUCUGGAAUGGCCCUUUCAGUACAAGUUCAACAUCAGCGUGAUUGACCCGUCAGGCUCAGAAGAACACGCUCACGUGUCCAUGAACCCCAUGACGGCCAUCUGCAGGCUCCGGAAGCAGUUCCAGCGCCCCGCCGUCCGCAAAAACGGCGACGGCGAGGGCUGCGGAAAGUCAUUCCUGGUGCCGCACAGCAAGGUCCUGGGCUAUAUCGCCAACGACAGCCUGCUCAUACGGCUGAGCAUCUUCCUCGAGGACAAGGGCGCCAUCCCCAAGAGGGCCAAGGCGUACAUGAGGGGCCACCAGUUGGUCUCUGAGUUCCAGUGGGCCAUCGACGACGUCGACUCCAAGAUCAAGCAGGCCCGAAAGGGCGAGCUGCACUCCCUCACUAGCGACCUUUUCUAUAUCAACAGCGAAAGCUACCUGAUGAUUCUGCAGCUCAUGUUCCAUCCGGAGGACGAGCACCUAGGGCUCUUUGCGGUCGUCGUUCCGGGCGAGUUCGACGACAGCCUGGAGUGGCCUCUUUCCUACAGCUUCGAGCUAUCUAUAGUAGACCAGUCGCCCGGGUUCUUGACGGCCGAUCGUAAGGGUGUCAUAGAUCCAACGUCGGGAGUUUGUUCGCUGAAUGCCUUCACAAAGCCCCAGUACCAGCCCAACACGCCGUGCGGUUUUCGGAAGCUUGUCUCCUUCAGCGCGCUUGAACGCAACAACUUCAAGAAGGACGGAAAAAUACUGCUUCGCUUCACGGCGAUACUCGACCAGAUGCCCAACUUCGCUUCGGUAUCGGUGAAAGACAGACACCUGGUAGCUGAGUACACGUGGAAGGUGCCUAACAUUGAAAGAAAGAUUGCUCUCGCAAGCUCCGGCAGAGCCAGCAACCUAUUAAGUGAACGCUUCUAUACGAGACACCAGGGAUACCUGAUGCAAAUGCAACUCAAGUUUCAGAAUCACACUAACGGAAGUAUUGGAGUAUUCCUAACGCUUCUGGAAGGCGGCUAUGACUCCCUUGCGAGAUGGCCGUUCGUCAAAAGAUUUGACCUCAUCAUCAUUGAUCAGCAGCACGGGAAGACCGGCAACGAUGUUGUAGUUGCCGUCGACCCGAACAAUCCGUACAUCCGGAACGAAGCAUGCGUCGGCUCCUUCUGGCGGCCCUUCGGUCGUAACGACGCCUGUGGCUCCUCAAGCACGAUAUCCUACGAAGAGGUCUACAAUCGAAAGUACAUCAGGUACGGCAGCUUACUGGUGAAAGUGGUGGUUUACAUGGAAGAAAUCGAACCACCCAACCAGGCCAAGCUUGUAUUCCGAGACGACAGCGUUGUCGCCGAAUACGAUUGGCUAGUGAGCGACAUCAAGGAGAAGGUGGCGCAGGCAAGGUCGGGCAGCCUCCAGUUUGUGGAUAGCGAAAAAUUCUACCUGACCAACGGCGGCUAUCGUGUGAUGCUCCGCCUCUAUCCCGAAAAAACCCGAGGAUUCAUAGGGCUCUAUGUCGUGUUCACGCGUGGAGCCUACGACAGCGUCCUCGACUGGCCGUUCACUCAGAAAUACGAACUCGUCCUGGUCGAUCAAAAAGACGCAACGGCGGACAUCACGCACACCACGUUCGCGGCCUCCGGAUGCCCCGACAUUGCGCUCCAGAAGCCCAUGCAGGAGUUUGCUGAGUGGAGCUGCGGAGAGAGCCAGAUGGUAAGUCACGACGUCCUCGAUGGUGACGAGUACGUGCUCAAGGGGGCCAUCCGAGUUCGUUUUCGGGUCUUCCUUAAGGAGUACGCCAGCCACGUUGCUUCCAUCGCCCUGCGUAACAAUGCGCUCGUCUCCGAGUACCUUUGGGAGCUCAAGGACGUCCUCGCCAAGGUGAACUUACUCAUGAACGGUGGGUUCUCCAAGGUUGAAAGCCCCCUCUUCUACACAGGGAACCAGGGCUACGCCAUGAGAAUCAGCGUCGUCCUGAACCGCGUCACGACGCCACUGCAGACGCUCGCCAGCAACGAUGAUCAGAGCGUGCUAGGUAUCUACUUCACCCUAUGGAAGGGUAAGCACGAUAGCGUCCUGGCGUGGCCCUUUCCACAUGCCAUAUCCCUGGCGCUAGUGGACCCUUCCAACUCAGGUCGAGACCUUGCCAAGACGGUGGAUCCAACUAACGCGCGCUGUCCUCCAGAGGCAUUCCACCGACCAAAAGGAACCAGAAAUGAGCAAGCUUGCGGCUACUCUGCCUUCCUCGCGGUGGAUAGGUUAAAGGACUACAUGAGGGACGGGUCGGUCAUUAUCAGAGCCACCGUAGACAUGAGGAGCUAG
Messenger RNA from Ixodes scapularis (black-legged tick), 2472 nucleotides. RefSeq lists its product as uncharacterized. Gene Ontology annotation, molecular function: protein binding. Lineage: Eukaryota; Metazoa; Arthropoda; Arachnida; Ixodida; Ixodidae. The record is from RefSeq and is a predicted model, not a curated record. Gene Ontology annotation, biological process: positive regulation of JNK cascade; regulation of canonical NF-kappaB signal transduction; tumor necrosis factor-mediated signaling pathway. Bases 1 to 2472 code for a protein of 823 amino acids. Gene Ontology annotation, cellular component: plasma membrane signaling receptor complex. The transcript is spliced from 2 exons.